Molecule: messenger RNA, 1499 nt
Organism: Erythranthe guttata (spotted monkey flower)
Lineage: Eukaryota; Viridiplantae; Streptophyta; Magnoliopsida; Lamiales; Phrymaceae
Source: RefSeq, a predicted model, not a curated record
CACACACAUAUAUAUAUAUUAUAUAUAUAUAUAUAAGUGCAAUGGAAGAAGAAAUAACAGAACCAGUUAGCCCAACUGGCCAAUACUUCACGAGCUCUGUUAUUUCAGUAUCUGUAAUUGCAGUUCUUGAAUUCGAAUUCCCGAUCGACGAUUCACAAACCGCCACGUUGCUCGAGAAUGUAUUUCUCCCAAUCAACCCUCGUUUCUCUUCUCUCAUGGUGAAGGGCAAAAAUGGAAAAAAGCAUUGGAAAAAGGUUGAAGUGAAUGUCAAAGAACAUGUCAAAACCCCAAAUUUCCCACGUGGGAAAUCACCCGAAUUCUACGAGGAAUGCCUGUCUGAAUAUUUGUCAAAAAUAUCCCUAGAACAAUUCCAAGAGAGCAGGCCAUUAUGGGAAAUUCACAUAAUAAAAUACCCCACAAAAAGUACAGCUGGCAAUCUUGUUUUCAAGCUUCACCACUCACUUGGAGAUGGCUACUCAUUAAUGGGAGCUCUUCUUUCUUGCUUACAAAGGGCAGAUAAUCCUCAACUCCCAUUGACUUUCCCUUUAUUGAAUCAAAAAAUACAAACUAAUGAUAAUAAAAGUAAUAUUUUAUCAAGGGCUUUUGAUAGUGUGUACGAUUUCGGGUGGAGUGUUUUGAAGAGCCUUGUGCUUGAAGAUGAUAAGACUCCGAUACGAUCGGGCGAUGACGGAGUCGAGUUCCGGCCAAUCACGGUCACCACCUUGAACUUCUCGCUUGACCAAAUCAAAAAAGUCAAGGCUAGUCUUCACGUGAGCAUAAACGAUGUGAUAUGUGGAGUAUUGUUCUUGGGGAUCGGACUGUACGCGAAGUCAACGAAAGUUGACCAGUCGUCAACGGCAUUGGUUCUACUCAACACAAGAAACAUCAACGGCUACAAAUCAAUCUCGGAAAUGGUCGAACCGGAUGCCGAGUCACCAUGGGGCAAUCAAUUUGCUUUUCUUCACGUUUCGGUCCCUAAAUUAGUUUUUUCAGACCAAAUUGAUCCUCUCAGCUUUGUUCUCGAUGCUCAGAAAGAGAUUACGAGGAAAAGAAAUUCUGCAGCUGUUGUUUUAACCGGAAAAUUGCUCGAAAUGUUGAUGAAACUGAGAGGCCCUGAGGUAACAGCUAAAUACAUACAUAGAACACUGAAGAACACGAGCAUGACAAUAUCAAAUAUAAUGGGGCCUCUUGAAAAAAUGGCUUUGUCAAAUCAACCAAUCAAAGGCAUGUAUUUCAUGGUCGUUGGAGUUCCUCAGAAUCUAACAAUAACAAUGGUGAGUUACAUGGGACAGUUGAGAGUGGCUUUGGGAACUGAAAAUGGGUUAAUUGAAGCACCCAAAUUCAGAGAGUGUGUUCAAAAUGCAUUUGAUAUGAUUUACAAAGCAGCAGUUCCUUUUCCUUCUGUUUAAAAUAAAAUAAAAUACUAUUGAAGAAAUGCAAUUUAAUUUUCAUUUUUUAUUUUUAUAAUCUGCAUGUGUAAUUUGUUUAAUUCAUGGAUC